This is a messenger RNA of Aspergillus wentii DTO 134E9, 2837 nucleotides long. It is a transcript of the gene slx4, whose product is annotated as protein slx4. Gene Ontology annotation, biological process: DNA replication; DNA repair. Gene Ontology annotation, molecular function: 5'-flap endonuclease activity. NCBI's taxonomy places the organism in Eukaryota, Fungi, Ascomycota, Eurotiomycetes, Eurotiales, Aspergillaceae. Gene Ontology annotation, cellular component: nucleus; Slx1-Slx4 complex. The record is from RefSeq and is a predicted model, not a curated record. Bases 118 to 2676 code for a protein of 852 amino acids. The transcript has 2 exons.
ACAAAAGACAAUGAACUGAAUAAAGGACAUCAUCGACGACUCUGGAAGGGCUAUGGAUGUCACUGACUUCAGCUAUUUGUGUUGAGAGCUUCAAGAAACGCCCCGUGGCUUGUCACCAUGGCCGCCGCAGAUGUCAUUGUCCUUGAUUCUUCUUCGCCAGACAACCCUUCCUCUCGUCCUCCACCACAAGCCCCAUAUAGCCCAGGAAGGAUAUUUGGACUAUCGCAAUACUCGUCUCCGCCCUCAUUGAUAUCGCCAUCCCUGCUAUUUGAACCCUCCUCGCGUUCCAAAUACUUCCCGGUUGAAUCCCCGAAAGACGACGGAAAGUCGCAGAACAACGAGAAAAAGGAUAGCGAAAAACCGACCAAAAAACGAGCCCCGAACACAGCCAAGAAAACCGAGGACGGGACAGAAGACAAACCGAAACGGGGAAGGAAGAAAGCCACAGCCGACUCGCAGACUGUACUUGGUGUUGCAGAACCCAGUGCUUUAAAGUCCAAGGACAACGCGCCAAAAAAACCCGCAGGGACAAGGAAGAAGCGCACGGAAAACACGGGCAAGCGUGCUGAGACUAAAAAUAAAACUUUGACUGGAAGGGUUGCAAAGGCGAGUAGUGUUCAAACGAAAGAAUCUGGCAAGAAGGUUGCUGAGCCGACGCCACCAAAAUCCGCUACGAAGGAACUCGAUGAUUGGGGAAAGGAGGGACUUAGACUGGACGCUGCUGUGAAGCGAAGAUUGGACUGGACACCUACGAAGGAUACUACCAAAAAAGUGUUUGAAUUGGAUACCGAGUGCGACGCAGGCGAUAAGUUGGAACCGACCGGCGUGCGCGGUUUUGGAAAUUUGCUGUCUGAAUACAACUUCAGUGGAACUCCUUGCCCCCUUGAAAAUCUUCAAAUGGGCGAGGGUGGUCCAACAAAGCGAAGACGGAUAGAGCUUGUCGAUCCGAAUGUCUUCCCUCCUACCAAAUCCAAUACCCCCGACCAUACAGACAAGGCGCCAAGAGAGAGUGAACAGCCAUCGGCACCACAAACCGGAAAGAACACCAAGAGACAAACAAAGAAGACAACGACUCUUACGGCUCGCAUGACAGCGCAAUAUGCCACUGAUGAUACAGAAAGCUUGGAUACCUCGGGAGAGAACACAGCGGUGGAGGACACUGGUAACUCUAAGCCUAAACGUAAAAGCAGAGCAAAGGCGAAGCCCCAAGAGCCGGAGUUUAUCGUCUUGUCGCCAGAAGCUGCUGUCAAGUCUCUCGAUGACCAAGAUCUCAUGUUUGGCACCUGCAGCCAGCUGGAACGGGAGGAUUCGCCAACCAUGAUAAGAGACAUGCAAACUGCAAUUCAUGCCUCAGAAAGCCACAUGGUAUCAGAGAAAAUCCGUCCCAAUGAGGGGACGAGUUCAAGAUUUUCGUCUGGUUCAAGUGUAUCACGCUUCAGUAAACCGAGAAAUUUAUGGUCCGUUGCUGCCAGGGACACGGAUGGAUCACUACUCGACGUCGAAGUUUUGGAUAUGGUAGACGUGUCGGAUGUAUCUCAAAUUCCUUCUAAGGAUGAUACCUUGCAACAUAGCCAAAAUCAGGGGGAGAAAGCAUUGGACUCAACGGUGAUUGACAAGAAGCAAGAUGAUGAGCCCCCGAAGGAAACAUCCAAUCCUAGGGAGGAACCACCUGCCAUUGCCGCUUCUGCGAGACGUAACAGCGAAAAGCCGGAAGAAACCAAUGCUUUACCUGUUCAAUCGCAUGCGCCAAUGCCACAAUGGAGUGGCUUCACGGAUGCUGAACUAUCUAAGCAAGUUGCCUCCUACGGCUUCAAGGCAGUGAGAGGCCGCAAGAAAAUAAUCGACCUGCUCCAAAAAUGCUGGGAGUCGAAGCACGGUACAAGCACCAACCCUGAUGGUGAUGACAGACAGAGCAACCCUCCUGAGACGCUGGUGUCGAGGUCCACUUCAAAACAGCCAGAAAUGACCAAGAAAAAAGAAACGAAAACCAAGCCAUCUCAGAACCAAAAACCAAAGUCUCAACCAAAAGCGCCUUCGGAUACAGCGGCGGUAGCUGAUGCACCAAUGAUAGCGGUUGCUAGGGGCCGCCAGAACUCUUCUCGCCCGCCAAGUAGGUCAAGCAAUACUGCUGAAACAAAGCCUGCUACGCCACAGAAAACAAAGAAACGCCCAUUGGCAUUUUCAUUCCGAGACAUCGAAGAAAUCGAAGAUUCCGAGGAGGAAUUCCUACCUUCUCCGAGCCAGAUACAAGAUUUAUAUCUCGACCAUAACAACACAUCUACCCAACCUCUGUCGCUCUCUGCAGCUCCUUCCACCCCGACUCGCGCAGCUCCAAAAUCGCAACCCCAACAAUCUACUCAGGAUACCUCCCCGCAAACCAGCCUCCCUGACUUGGCUUCUCAGAUUACAAAGGCUGUGCGUAUGCAGCCUCAAUUACCCUCCAUCGAUGGCCAGAAACGUCUUACCUGGCACGAGAAGAUCCUCAUGUACGAUCCUAUUAUCCUCGAAGAAUUCACUACCUGGCUGAACACCGAGGGCCUGGGGCUUAUUGCAGAAGAUAGAGAAGUUAGCGCAGAGUUCGUACGGGAAUGGUGUGAAGGCAAAGGCAUAUGCUGUUGUUUCUUGCCCAAGAAAAAAGAAACUAAGAAAAGAGGAAGAGGCAAGAAGUCCAAGUGAUGCAGUCUUCUCUUUUUGCUUUGCUUCGGUUUAUCUAUUUUGGUGUAUAAUAUGCCUUUUUUUAUUUAUUGCAGUCACCGUUUCCGUGCUGCAUGUUUGGUUUUGCCCAAAUUUGGAGUAUAGGUACUAUAUUUUUGGUCGUUUUAUCAAGGCGUCUUUGG